Messenger RNA from Urocitellus parryii (Arctic ground squirrel), 2732 nucleotides. RefSeq names its product golgi associated kinase 1A (gene Gask1a). Lineage: Eukaryota; Metazoa; Chordata; Mammalia; Rodentia; Sciuridae. The record is from RefSeq and is a predicted model, not a curated record. Gene Ontology annotation, cellular component: Golgi apparatus.
GCGUCCCCAGCAGAUCUAGGAGGCUCCAGGCUGCGGGAGGGCUCGGGCAGAACUGCAGAUAUUGGCAUCUGCACAAAUCCCGCGUUAGCACCUGGCUCCUUACCCGCAGAACAUCCCAGGACUCAUUGCACGCCCGGGAGUUGGCGCCGGGCCACCUGGCCGCCAGAGAGGUGUGGACCUUCAGUACGUGAAACCCGAGCCGAGCGCAGCGGCCGCGUGUCCUGCCUGGGACGCCUGGAGAGCCGCGGCGCCGGGGCCGCCCGGAGGUGGCGGGAUGAGUUUGCAAGGCGGCUGAGCGCAUGGAGGAACUGGCCCAGUCACCGCAGGGACAUGGCAUCUUGGCUCUGGAGAAGGCUGCGUGGCAAGAGGCGCUCAGCGAUGGCAUUCUGCCUCUUGAUGAUCCUGUCUGUGGUGGCUGUUAACCGCUUCCCCCCAGAGCAUCUAGCUGCUGGCCCAGACCCUGGCCCUAUGGAUCCCCAGGGGGAGACUGGCACCCCUGGGCCCCACAUUCGCCAAGCUCUGAGCUCCAGCCGGAGACAGCGAGCAAGGAACAUGGGAUUCUGGAGAGGCCGGGCUUCGCCAAGGAAUUCCAUCUUGGCCUGUGCUGAGAAGCAAGGCCACAGAGGGCAAAUGGACAGAAGGACACAGUCCCCAGAAGGGGACACCAGGCAUUUGGGGAGGGCCAAGAGGGCCAUUGCUUUGGCAAGAGAUCUGAGAGUCAGUACCCAGCAUCUUGUGCGUCUGGGGGAGCAUGAAGUCAGAGGUGCAGGAACCAAAGCCCUGGGACACCCCUGGCACAGCAGCCCCAUCAAGGAGACAUGGAGAGAGAUGGGUUUCCUGGUCAAUCCACUCACAGGGAGCAACGAGGCAGCUCUUCCAGCCUGGAGAGCUACUGCUGCACUGACCCUCCCAUCCGCUCCAGCGGCAGGCAGGGAUCAGCUGCUGGAAACUGAAGACAGGAUCUCAACUGGUGAGGAACAGACAGGGGACAACACCCCAGGCUUGGGGGCUCAUCAGUGGCCUAACUCUGUUGGGGAGCUGCAGACAUCUAUAUGGUGUGACGCGAAGACCCCCGGGCUGUUGGCCAGCCCAAGGACUGCUGGGCAGGUUCCCCCAUGGCUCACAGAACAUGAUGUGCAGACCCUUCGGAUGUUGGCCCAGGGAGAGGUGGUGGGCAAAGCCAGGGUCCCCGCCCAUGGGCAGGUGCUGCAGGUUGGCUUCUCUGCCCAGGGUACCCUUCAGGACAUGUCUCCUCCCAGCUUCAGCCAACUCUGCUCCCAGGGGCUCUGUGGUCUGAUCAAGAGGCCUGGGGACCUGUUCGAAGUCCUUUCCUUCCACGUGGACCGUGUGCUGGGUCUUCGCAGGAGCCUGCCUGCUGUGGCCCGGAGCUUCCACAGUCCCCUGCUGCCCUAUCGCUACAUCGAUGGUGGCAUAAGGCCUGUCAUUUGGUGGGCACCUGACGUGCAGCACCUGGGUGACCCAGAUGAAGACCAGAACUCUCUGGCUUUGGGCUGGCUGCAGUAUCAGGCCCUGCUGGCCCGUGGCUGCAGCGGGCCAGGCCAGGCCUCGUGCCUGGGCAUCCACCGUGGGGAGUGGGCACGCCUGGCACUCUUUGACUUCCUUCUGCAGGUUCAUGACCGCCUGGAUCGCUACUGCUGUGGCUUCGAGCCUGAGCCCUCAGACCCCUGUGUGGAAGAAAGACUCCGAGAGAAAUGCUGGAACCCUGCAGAGCUGCGACUGGUCCACAUCCUGGUUCGGAGCAGCAAUCCAUCUCACCUGGUCUACAUCGAUAAUGCCGGCCACCUUCAGCACCCUGAGGACAAGCUGAACUUUCGGCUGCUAGAAGGCAUUGACGGGUUUCCCGAGUCUGCUGUGCAGGUUCUUGCAUCAGGCUGCCUACAGAAUCUGCUGCUCAAGUCGUUGCAGAUGGACCCAGUGUUCUGGGAGAGCCAAGGUGGAGCCCAGGGGCUGAAGCAGGUCCUGCAGACCCUGGAGCGGCGGGGGCAAGUCCUGCUGGGACACAUCCGGAAGCACAACCUCACACUCUUCAGGGACAAGGACCCGUGAGCCCACGGCUGCCCAGACAGGGCCCAGUUGCUGAUGGACUCCUCACCGCACAACCCUCUGCCAAGGAGCAUCUGUCUGAUGUUCAUAUUUCCUUGGGCUCACCCAUCACCAGGACAAGCAGGAAAAGCCAAAAACCAGAGGGUCACAUGGAUGCCAUGGACUAUUCCAGCUGGCUGGACAGGGGAUGUGUGUUGAAUUUUCAAUCUCUCCACAUUUUUUUCCCUGCCUUCUGGGCUCUGGCUGUUAACCCUGUCGCACAAAUAAACGAGGUUGAUUCUGGCCUGAGAUUUUAAAGCCUAUAAAGACAAAUGCUUUGGUUUUACUAUUCAAUUCCUACCAGUUAUGGGUUUUUUUGUUUGUUUUUUUAAAAGUGAUAAAAGUAAUCAUGUUCACUAAAAUCAAAUCCAUGAAUAAUAGAAGCAAAGAGGACAAUAAGUGAAAGUACCAGAACCUCCCACAAGGAUGUUUGUGUGUAUAUGUUCUUUAAAUACACACUAUGUGCAAAUAAAGAAUUGGAAUUGUGCUUUGCUUUUCAAUCACACUCUUUACUUUUUACUAAAUUCUGUAUUCAUCUGAACUGACCUCAUUUUUAUUGGUGGGUACAUGGAAUUCCAAGGCAGGAAUGUGUCAUAUUUUAUUUAGACAUUCCCAUAAUAAUGAACAUU